Messenger RNA from Passer domesticus (house sparrow), 6119 nucleotides. It is a transcript of the gene MCF2L, whose product is annotated as MCF.2 cell line derived transforming sequence like. Gene Ontology annotation, biological process: positive regulation of Rho protein signal transduction; intracellular signal transduction. Gene Ontology annotation, cellular component: cytoplasm. The record is from RefSeq and is a predicted model, not a curated record. The coding region runs from base 373 to 3993 and encodes 1206 amino acids. Lineage: Eukaryota; Metazoa; Chordata; Aves; Passeriformes; Passeridae. Gene Ontology annotation, molecular function: guanyl-nucleotide exchange factor activity; protein binding. The transcript has 33 exons.
CGCCGCGGCCCCCGCGGGAUGCGGGAUGCGGGAUGCGGGCCGCCCUUCCCAGCGCCGCCGCGCCUCGCUCCGCAGGCUCGCCCCCCGCGGGAGCGCUGCGCUGGGCCAGCCCCACGCGGCGCCGGGAGAGGAGUUCCCAGCCGUCCUGCUGUCCCCGACAGCCCCGGCUGCGGCUGCCCCCGCCUCGGCCAGCAGGGAACGCGGGCUCCUGCCUCCCUUUGUGCCGAGGGGAGCCGUGCGGAGCGAUGGGAAUGCGGGGCUGCGAAGCGCUGCUGUAGCGGGCUGGUCUGGGGCUUUUUCCCCCCCUGCCUUCUUUAAUCCUUGAGCGGGGUGGGGCAUGCUUGCUGUGGAUUCUUUUGGUUUUAUCUGAGAAUGAGAUGCUGGCUGAAAAUUGAAGAAAUGGCCCUAGAAGAAUUGAUGCAAAGAUUAAAUGCGGUUUCCCAGUGCGCUGAUGAAAUCAUGCAUCAGGAUAUCAUUCCCCUCUAUGCUGCAGAUAUUCAGGACCAAUUAAAGAAACAAUUUGCUUAUCUGUCAGGUGGAAGAGGGGGAGAUGGCUGCCCUGUUAUCACCUUUCCAGACUACCCGGCUUUCAGUGAGAUUCCUGAAAAAGAGUUUCAGAAUGUCCUGACCUAUCUGACAAGCAUUCCAAGUUUGCGAGAUGCUGGAAUUGGAUUUAUUCUUGUCAUAGAUCGCAGACAGGACAAAUGGACCUCUGUGAAAGCUUCCAUACUGCGGAUAGCAGCAUCUUUCCCAGGAAACCUGCAAUUAGUCCUCGUUCUGCGCCCAACAGGAUUUUUUCAUCGAGCUCUCUCGGACAUUGCUUUCAGAUUCAACAAAGAUGAGCUUAAAAUGAAAGUACCUAUCAUAAUGCUGGGCUCAGUGUCAGAACUGCAGGGUUACAUUGAUAAGACACAAUUAACAGAAGAUCUUGGUGGCACCCUGGAUUACUGCCACAACAGAUGGCUGUCCCGUCGCACUGCUAUAGAAGGUUUCGCCCAAAAGGUUAAGCAAACAGCUCAGAUUCUUCAGUCCUUUGGGACUGAGCUGGCUGAAACAGAACUACCAAAUGAUGUGCAAUCAACCAGCUCCCUUCUUGCAACACACACAGAAAAGAAGGACAAAAUGAAGGAGGAUAUCAGGGUAGCAGUAGAACAGGGAGAUGAUAUCCUUGGAAGUAUUACAAAACCAGUUACUGAGAAUCCUGAUUACAAACUGAAUCAAGAUCAGCUAGACAAUCAAACAACGGUAGAAAGGCUACUGGCUCAAUUACAUGAAACAGAGACCGCCUUUGAUGAGUUUUGGAUGAAACAUCAGCAAAAACUAGAGCAGUGUCUGCGCCUUCGGAAUUUCGAACAGAAUUUCAGAGAGGUCAAAGCAGCUUUGGAUAUUGUGUCUGAGAGACUGUCUGCUUUCACAGAUGUAGGAAACAGCCGUUCACAUGUGGAGCAUAUUUUGAAAGAUCUCGCCAACUUUAAAGAAAAAUCAGAUGAAACUGUAAGAAAAGCCAAAAUGUUAGCCUCAGAGCGUGAUGCUUUUAUUCAAAGCAAUCAUUAUGCUGUGGACUCCAUUAUUCCAAAAUGCAGUGAACUUCAUCAUCUCUGUGAUACCUUCACUACUGAGAUAGAACGGAGGAGAAAACUUCUUAACAAAUCUCUGGAACUGCAUGAUUUGCUAGAAAAGUCUAUGAAGUGGUGUGAUGAAGGAAUUUACCUGCUGGCUUCCCAGCCAGUAGAUAAGUGUCAGUCACAGGAUGGUGCAGAAUCAGCAUUACAGGAGAUUGAGAAGUUCCUGGAUACUGGUGCUGGCAAUAAAAUCAAGGAGUUGAAUAAAAUUUAUGAAGAGUAUGCACACAUCCUCAAUGAAGACCUAAAGGACCAUGUGCAAAAGGUUUUCCAGAAGCAGGAAAGUAUGGAAGAAAUGUUUCAAAAGCGGCAAGUAAGUCUUAAGAAGCUGGCAGCUAAGCAGACACGUCCUGUUCAGCCAGUUGCUCCAAGACCUGAAGCAUUUGUAAAAUCUCCUUGUACAUCUCCAGGUCUCCAAAGAGAAAACGUGUCCAACACAGAAAGCAGCGCACUUCGGAGGGUAAACUACAGAAAAGGAAAGAGUGAAAUGACUGAACUCCAUCAAAGCAGAGGAGGAUCUACAAUGGAUGAUGAAGAAAACCUAGCUGUGUUACGACAGCAUGUAAUGAAUGAACUUAUCGAGACUGAACGAGCAUAUGUGGAAGAACUUCUCUGUGUUCUUGAGGGUUAUGCUGCAGAGAUGGAUAACCCCUUGAUGGCUCAUCUCAUUCCGCCAGAACUGCAAAAUAAGAAAGAUAUCUUGUUUGGGAAUAUGGAAGAGAUUUAUCACUUUCACAAUAGGAUAUUCUUGAGAGAACUAGAAACCUAUGUGGAAUACCCAGAACUAGUAGGACGGUGCUUUCUGGACCAGAUGGAAGACUUCCAGAUUUAUGAAAAAUACUGUCAAAAUAAACCUCGAUCUGAAAGUUUGUGGAGGCAGUUUUCAGACUCUGUAUUUUUCCAGGAAUGUCAAAGGAAACUCGACCACAAGCUCAGUUUGGACUCGUACUUGCUGAAACCUGUUCAAAGAAUAACCAAAUACCAAUUAUUGCUAAAGGAAAUGCUGAAGUACAGUAAGAACUGUGAAGGUGCUGAAGAUCUUCAGGAAGCACUAACAUCUAUCCUGGGCAUUCUUAAAGCAGUUAAUGAUUCCAUGCACCAGAUAGCCAUUACAGGCUAUGAUGGAAACCUGAAUGAGCUGGGCAAGCUUUUAAUGCAGGGAUCCUUCAAUGUCUGGACUGACCAUAAAAAGGGUCACACAAAGGUGAAAGAUUUGGCACGCUUCAAGCCAAUGCAGCGACACCUCUUCCUCCAUGAGAAAGCAGUGCUGUUCUGUAAAAAGCGAGAAGAAAAUGGAGAGGGAUAUGAGAAAGCACCUUCUUAUAGCUACAAACACUCCUUAAAUAUGGCUGCAGUUGGAAUAACAGAAAAUGUCAAAGGUGAUGCAAAAAAAUUUGAAAUCUGGUAUAAUGCAAGGGAAGAAGUUUACAUUGUACAGGCACCAACCCCUGAAGUUAAAGCUACUUGGGUAAAUGAAAUAAGAAAAGUGCUAACGAGUCAACUGCAGGCAUGCAGAGAAGCUAGUCAGCACAGGACACUAGAACAAACACAGAGCUUACCUCUACCACUACCAGCAUCAUCUUGUGCAAGUCCUUCACGGAACCACAUCAGAAAUACCAAAAAAAUGGAGGAGAAAAAAGCUGAUCUCACAAGUCUAGAAGGUUGUGGCACUACAGUAGCACCAAAGUACCCCGAGAAAGGCAAAGACAACACUAGCACUACCUCAGAAUGCUCUGUACUGUCAAAAAAGCGCUUUACGCUGCAGGGCUUUACUAACCUCAAAAGUCAGAAAGAAACUCCAUCUCCUUCUGCUAAAAGCCAGACAUUGCCAAUGAUCCUUCUUACAGGACCAGCUUCUCCUACCAGUCCUGACAAAAAAGCCAAACGGCACGAAGUAGUGAGUGACCCAACUCCUUUUGGUUCAAGAGGUUGGGCCAAACCAUCCCAUUCUCUUGAUGCAUCCGAAGAAAAUGACGGCUGGUCUAGUGCUGAAGAACCGCUGAAUUCAUCGGAUGCGGAGGAAGAAGGAGGAGGAGGAGGGGCAGGCGAGAUCAAGCUGACUCCUGGUAAAUAUACAGUUGUGACUGAUUAUGACAAAGGAGUGUCUGAAGAAUUUACAGUGAAAAGUGGAGAUCUAGUUCAACUGAUUCGUGAAGGGGAGGAUGGACUUUGGUUUGUAAAGAACCUGAGCAGUGGUAGAGAAGAUUGGAUUCCAGCAAACAAUCUGCUGAUGCUCAUAGGCAACUCAAAAUCAGCUCAAUCUUUAAGCAGCUCUGAGUCAGGCACUGCCUCCAGCAAUUUGAGCACAUCAUCAAGUUGCAGUGAUAGCUGCAAUGUCAGUAGCACCAGCUUCUCUGAUAUUAAGGGCUAAUAUGACAUGUUCAUCCCACCUCCCUGGAAGGUAAAUCUGGAGAUUGUCAUUUGCUGCAGAGUUCUGAACAUUGGACUUCAUUGGAGAACCACAAGUACUGUGUUGCCAGCUCUGAAUAUUUUUAGUGGUGACUUUCACAGGUUCUCCCAGAAGAUCCCAGUGAGAAGUGCAUGGAAUGUGAAGUUGUAAAUAAAAGUUAAAUGAUUUGAAAUAGGAUUUUGUAGAGGUUUCUGCUCUGAAGAGCUGUUAGCAUCAAGCGCAUUUUCUCCUUGACACAUGAUCAGGUUUCUGCAGAACUGUAUCUUUUUGUAACAGCCAGAAUCUGAAUGUGAGCAAACAAAAUGUGUGCAAUGCUAAAUGCUCAUUGUAAACAAGUAACAUAGCAAUCACUGUACAGGAUAGGUAUGAGGAAAAUAAAUCCAAGUUUACAAUUUCUUCUCCCCAAGAAACCCUUUCUCCAAGGACGUACCUCGGUCAGUGCAGUGAAUGGGACUCCUAUGGCAACAAGGAAGGAAGUUUGGUCCACCCUUUCCACUUGGAUUUUCGGAUAUACUUCUGCUCCCUAGAGGCUGGGAUGCAGACGUAACCAAUUCACUGGCCACAACAACAUCAAGAGAAACUAUUACUUUUUCCCUUCCAACAUUUUUGUGAUGUGCAAUAGAGGAGCCUUUUUUUUUUGUUUGGCCUCACAACCAAAUUCUUUACCAAGAUCACUGUUUACAUAGCCUUGGCAAUUUAGUAGUAUAUUUUUCCUUAUGCAGGUGCACAAUGAAACACAAAUGUUCUUAUUCACUAAAUGAUUUUUUAAUAAACAGUAAUUGCAUGGUUACUUACAGCUCUCACAACAUGCAGUUACAGGCAGAGGAAACUAUUGUAACCACACUUAUAGGGACUGGAAAUCCAACAUAUUUUUAGUCCACAGUGUUUGUUCCAGAUUAAUUGAAAGAUAAAAAAACCCAAUUACGUACUUUUUCUAUAAAAGUGGAGCACCAGAGGAAAAAAAAAAGUCAGAUUUAUGCUACAGAUGAGUAUUUUAAAGUUUUUUAAAUGAAGGGUGAUGCUAAGUUUGCCAUUUUUCAGGGUAUGAUGCAAGCCAAUGUUGUAAAUUUUCACUUUGUUAGACAUUCUUUGCACACCAUCCUUACAAACAGUACAAAACUAAGUGCAUAUAUAGAAUACUGUAUUCUUUCCUGUCCAUCUCUCAAAUACUUUUGCUUAUAAGAAAACAGGUUUUUAACUGAUUAAUGUACCAUAUUAUUUAAAAAUAAUGGGGACAUGAUGAGCAUAAGUUUUCAGAAGCAGUAAGCACAGCAGAUUAUGUCAAUGGGAACUGCUGUUAAUCACCAGACUCGCUGAUGGCUGAGCUCUGAAUUCUCUUUAUGCCAGAAUUUUAUGUCUGAGAGGCUUCAGAUUAGAAAACUUAAAUGACAAACACUCCUAAGAAUGAUGCAGAAGCAACCCUGCUCCAGAGGCAAUCAAAAUGCAGCUGACCAUGGUCAGACAAAUUGAAGCAUGUAUAUACACACACAUAAAUGUAUGCACAUAUAUAUGUGCAUGUACGUGCUUGUGUGUAUAUAUCUGCCUGUGUAGAUAUGUAUAUGUGUGUAGAUAUGAUGUAUCAAUGUAAAAGAUGUAUUUAUAGUCUUCAUGCUGCUGAAUGUGUCACUUUACAAUUCAUAAGUACUUAGUUUUCUUGUAGUACUGCAAUAUAAAUGCUGAUCAGGGUUUUACUUCAGGCAUCUUUUUCAACACAGAAAUCCUCUGAAUUUUUUUUUUAUUAUUAUUCCAUAUAAUACUGUGCUGACCAGGAAUAUUUAGUCUGAUAUUUAACAAUGGAAUAGCAACAUGAGAUUCAGCUUAUCUUCAUCUAUGUAAGUUAUUUUGUAAAUUAUCUGUAACAUAAUUUACUUAUAUAUUGCUGUUAUUGCUUGGAUGAGACUGUUGUUUCAUUUCUCACUGCAGCCUCAUUUGUGUUAUUUCAAUGGUUUUUCCACAUCAUUGCACUUUAAUACAACCCAUUUCACCAUUUCCUUUUUUACUGCUGUUGUGAAUUAGAAGUUCAAAGUCAGAGGUCUCUACUGUAAUUAAUUUGAAUAAAUUUCAGCGCUUCUUGCUGAAUGCCUUUA